AUGCCAAAGGUCCACCUGCUGGACUACGUCGCGGGCAAUGUUCGCAGCUUGGUGAACGCCAUCGAGAAGGUCGGCUACGAGGUCGAAUGGAUUAGGAGACCCGAAGAUGUUCCCUCGGCAGAAAAACUGAUCCUCCCCGGUGUCGGCCACUUCGGCCACUGCCUCUCCCAACUCUCCCAAGCCGGCUUCCUCCCCGCCAUCUCCGCCCAUAUCGCCUCAGGCAAGCCCUUCAUGGGCAUCUGCGUCGGUAUCCAGGCCCUCUUCGAAGGCUCCCUCGAGGACCUGGAAGUCCCCGGCCUGGGCGUCGUAAAGGGCCGGCUCGACCGCUUCGACGCCUCCACAAAGUCCGUCCCGCAAAUCGGCUGGAACAGCGCCAACACGGGCGGCGCGAGCCUCUACGACCUCCGGCCGGACUCGAAAUACUACUACGUCCACACCUACAAGUACCCCUACGUCCGCGGCGAGCUCGAGGCCCAGGGCUGGACCGUCGCAACGGGUACCUACGGUGACGAGACCUUUGUCGGCGCCCUCGCCCGGGGUAACAUCUUCGCAACGCAAUUCCACCCCGAAAAGUCUGGCGCUGCGGGCCUGCGCUGUCUCCGCGCAUUCCUUGACGGCUCCGGCGCCGCGGGUCUGGCCGCCAGUGCCGCCGCCGCACCACCCCCCGCCGAGACCACCGUCCCCUUCCAAGACGGCCUCACCCGCCGCGUAAUCGCCUGCCUCGACGUCCGCACAAACGACCAGGGCGACCUCGUCGUGACAAAGGGCGACCAAUACGACGUUCGCGAAAAGGGUGACGGCGGUAACGUCCGCAACCUCGGCAAGCCCGUCGAGAUGGCGAGGCGGUACUACGAGCAGGGCGCCGACGAGGUCACUUUCCUCAACAUCACCAGCUUCCGCGACUGCCCGCUGGCCGACGUACCCAUGCUCGAGAUCCUCCGCCGCACCUCCGAGACCGUCUUCGUGCCCCUCACCAUCGGCGGCGGCAUCCGCGACACGGUCGACACGGACGGCACCAAAGUCUCGGCCCUCGAGAUCGCGACAAUGUACUUCAAAUCCGGCGCCGAUAAAGUCUCUAUCGGCUCCGACGCCGUGCUGGCCGCGGAAGAGUAUUACGGCGCCGGCCGCAAGCUCUUUGGCAACACGGCCAUUGAGCAAAUCUCCAAGGCGUACGGCAACCAGGCCGUCGUCGUCUCCGUCGACCCCAAGCGCGUUUACGUCCCCAACACGGACGCCACGCGCCACAACAUCCUCAAGACGGCCAACCCGGGUCCCAAGGGCGAGGAGUACUGCUGGUACGCCUGCACCAUCAAGGGCGGCCGCGAGACGCGCGACAUGGACGUCGUCGAGCUCUCGCAGGCCGUCGAGGCCAUGGGCGCCGGCGAGAUCCUCCUCAACUGCAUCGACAAGGACGGCACCAACAGCGGCUUCGACCUCGAGCUCAUUUCCCAAGUGAAAGCCGCCGUCAAGAUCCCCGUCAUCGCGUCCAGCGGCGCGGGCGAGCCGGCGCACUUUGAAGAGGUGUUUGCCAAGACGACGACGGACGCCGCGUUGGGGGCGGGCAUGUUCCACCGCGGGGAGUACACUGUGAAGCAGGUCAAGGAUUUCUUGGCGGAAAGGGGGCUCAAGGUGAGGCAGUUUGAGGAGAACGUGUAA
Molecule: messenger RNA, 1656 nt
Organism: Colletotrichum orchidophilum
Lineage: Eukaryota; Fungi; Ascomycota; Sordariomycetes; Glomerellales; Glomerellaceae
Product: imidazoleglycerol phosphate synthase
Exons: 2
Coding region: 1-1656 (551 amino acids)
Biological process (GO): L-histidine biosynthetic process
Molecular function (GO): oxo-acid-lyase activity; imidazoleglycerol-phosphate synthase activity
Source: RefSeq, a predicted model, not a curated record